AUGCCCAACGCAAACCGUCUCGCACCUUGCAUGCAGCAGUCCCCCCUUCGAAACCACGGCUGCAGCGAAUCACCUCUAGCCCCUUGGUCUGGCCCUAACCCACUUUCUGUGGCCGCACAGCUGCAUUCGCCUCGCUGUCGUCCGCUCUGCUCGUCGUUUUGUCUUGUGGCUCCGUCACCUGAGCGUAUCUGCGUGUCGACUGCCACGACUAUGACCGCCGCCGCCGCCGUCGCCGCCGUCGCCGCCGUCAAUUUUGUCGAGACCAGUGCACCGGUUCCUGUGCCUCCCACCUCCCACCGCACUCUCUCCGCCAGCCCCCCCAAGCUCCUCUAUGAAAUUUGA
Molecule: messenger RNA, 342 nt
Organism: Sporothrix schenckii 1099-18
Lineage: Eukaryota; Fungi; Ascomycota; Sordariomycetes; Ophiostomatales; Ophiostomataceae
Exons: 2
Coding region: 1-342 (113 amino acids)
Source: RefSeq, a predicted model, not a curated record